AUGCCAAGAGCACUCACGCAACCCACGGAAACAGGUAAAGCAGUAACCGAUGCCUGGCGGCAUCCUGUUAUGGUCGGAGCCGCGAAGAAGGCGAAAUUCCUUUUGCUCGUCGGCUCGUUUUCCGUUUAUGGGCGCACAAACAUUUUACCGGCCACUCGAUAGCCGGUAAUACAAACAUGGAGCGCCGAAGAUGGAAAUGACUGCGAAUGCAAGCAUUUGCCGAGUCUUGACUUGAAGCAUGAACAUUCUUGCGACACCUACGUUGUCAGAAACUAAGGAAAAAAAGUUGUGAAAAGUAUAACGUUAACCUUCAAAUUUUGAGAGCUUGUUUUUCCUCUUAAUUAGACGUUGAAAAGAACCAUGAAAAAAAUAGUCGGAAACGACAUAUUCCGCGAACAACAAACUAUAAAUUCAAUUUGAAAACUGGAGAAAAUCUCGAAAAAUUAGAAACUUAUAAAUUGAUAUGGUUUCGCAGAAAUGGCAGUGAACACGCGCAGCAGUACUCCACGACCUACACCGAAUGAAAAAGUCACCAACAAUACUCAACAAGAAAGAUUUGAGCAGUUGGACUUCCCUGAGUUCCCACCUCGUCCAUCAAGCGAAAUCGGUAGGUUCAUCAAUUUGGUUUUUCUCUAAUUUCCAUUUUAUUCAUUCGAAACUUUCCAGAUGUUCAAUAUGCCGAUGAUUCCGCCUCCAUCGCGACUUCUGCCGAAGACGACUCGGCGUUUGACCUGGAGAUAACUGUCGUUGAUGAAGAUCCUUUUGGAGCAGGUUUUUUUUCGAGUGAGGAUGUAUUCCAUUGAAGCUUUUUUCAGAAACGGCUGCCGAAGCUGUCACUAUUGAUGCCAAUAUCCUGAAUGAUCGCAUAUACAAAAGUACUAUGGCAAGAGUGGUAAGAAAUUUUAGCCACCUUAUCUAAAAAAAUCUCUACAAAAUGAACUUCUGAUUGAAAAUAAUUUAUAUAAUUUUUCAGGGCAAUAUUCUCAUUGCAAACCUUUCCUCGACAAGUAUCGUUGGAAAUGUUCAUGAAUCGAAUCUCAAGGUCUUCGGCAACGUCAAGGAGUUAGUCAUUGUUAAACCUUUCAAUUUCAACAAUUUAAUUUUCAGAAUUGAAGUCAAGUAUCAACUGAAAGUCCUGAGACAAGAAAUCAACGAAAUGUUGAAAAAAUCACCUGUAUCCACUCCAGCCGCACCCCCACGAACCGCAAUAGAUGUCAGAGAGGCGAUAAAUUUGAACGUUUUUGGAUGUUUUUAGGUGGUAAAGUUUGAACUCAACUCUCCAGCCAAUAUGCCGACGUCAUUCCUUGAGGUGAGCGAAUAGAAAAAAUGCAAGACAUUUUUUUAUGAGUUUUUCUGAAGAUCUGAUUUGUAAGAAAAAUUGUGAAAGAUCGCUAAGUUUAAAUUAUCUUAUUUCUAGUGAAAGAAAUCAGGUUUUAUUUAAUCAGAUAUGAAAAAUGUCAAUUUCUUUCGUCUGGUCCUUCCAAACCAGCAGUAAUUUGGGUGUUAGGCUUGUUCGCCUGACGAAUUUCGGUACCAAGUCUCAUUUCAUGAUUGCAGGCAGUCGUCGAAGGCUUACAAGCUGAACUCGACGACGAAAUCAUCGCUCAUCUCUCACCUUUCGCCCUGGACGACCAUGUGUCCGACAACAAAUUGAGGCUCAAAGUAGCCGUUAAAAACUCCAAUAUUCAAAUUGUGGUUCGAAAUUACAUUCAACUCCUUAGAAAAAAAAACUUUUUUACAGGACCGAAAGAAAAAGAAACCGCUACGUGUGCGAAUCAGAGACUGUAUAAUAGAGCAGGACGAAGACUGA
Caenorhabditis auriculariae is the source of this 1810-nucleotide messenger RNA. NCBI's taxonomy places the organism in Eukaryota, Metazoa, Nematoda, Chromadorea, Rhabditida, Rhabditidae. The record is from the annotation of a GenBank genome assembly.